GAGCGGGUCGGGGCGGCGGCUCGGAGGCGGGCGCGGGCGGCCCCGGGUCCUCACCUCCCUGUCCCGUCCCCGUGUGUUUGCAGGCUGGGGCUGUCCCGCACCUGAGGCAGGAAAGAUGGUGGCCGCGAAGAAGACGAAAAAGUCGCUGGAGUCCAUCAACUCCCGGCUCCAGCUGGUGAUGAAGAGCGGCAAGUACGUGCUGGGCUACAAGCAGACGCUCAAGAUGAUCCGCCAGGGCAAGGCCAAGCUGGUCAUCCUGGCCAACAACUGCCCGGCGCUCAGGAAAUCUGAAAUCGAGUACUACGCCAUGUUGGCCAAGACCGGGGUCCAUCACUACAGCGGCAAUAACAUCGAGCUGGGCACAGCCUGUGGGAAAUACUACAGAGUGUGCACGCUGGCCAUCAUCGAUCCAGGUGAUUCUGAUAUCAUCAGAAGCAUGCCAGAACAGACUGGUGAAAAGUAAAUCAUGCAAAAGUUUUCUGUAAUAAAUUAGUUAUUUUAAAAACA
Molecule: messenger RNA, 507 nt
Organism: Sorex araneus (European shrew)
Lineage: Eukaryota; Metazoa; Chordata; Mammalia; Eulipotyphla; Soricidae
Gene: RPL30
Product: ribosomal protein L30
Exons: 4
Coding region: 116-463 (115 amino acids)
Cellular component (GO): cytosolic large ribosomal subunit
Molecular function (GO): RNA binding; structural constituent of ribosome
Source: RefSeq, a predicted model, not a curated record